This is a messenger RNA of Mytilus trossulus (common blue mussel), 1858 nucleotides long. Its product is annotated as anti-sigma-I factor RsgI6-like. Bases 70 to 1806 code for a protein of 578 amino acids. The transcript is spliced from 13 exons. The record is from RefSeq and is a predicted model, not a curated record. Gene Ontology annotation, biological process: carbohydrate metabolic process. NCBI's taxonomy places the organism in Eukaryota, Metazoa, Mollusca, Bivalvia, Mytilida, Mytilidae. Gene Ontology annotation, molecular function: hydrolase activity, hydrolyzing O-glycosyl compounds.
UGUGAGACAUUUAGGAAGCAGUAGCGGUGGCGUACAAUUUAUAAAUUACGUACAUUCAACCUGGUAGACAUGAUGAUCUUCACUUUGAAUGUUUUUGUUAUAUACCUGAAUGUUAAUAUUCUCUGGGCAGCAGAUCUAUUACGGAAUCCUGACUUUGAGCGUCGGAAUAGAAUUAAUCCAUGGGUGUGCCAGAGUUGUCAAGCCUCAGUUGUAGAUACCAGCUAUCAUGGCGAUCGAAGCAUCGAGGUGACAAAUAGACAAAAAUUUGACUCAGGAUUGACCCAGUCCUUCAAUGUAGAGGGAGGAAAACAUAUAAAAUGCAGGGCCUUCAUCAAGGUUCUUAAUUUGCCACAUGGUAAAAUGUCGGUAAAGGUAACAAUGAUGAGUAUUUUUUCUACGGAUGGAGUAACCAAAUAUGAAGUUAUUGGUGUAAACAAAUAUUUUCAACCAAAAUACGGGUGGACAGAAAUUGGUGGAGAUUUACUUAUUCCUCAAGGAACAUCCCGUGUAAAAAUCUCAAUUCGAGUAGACGAUCCUUCAGUGAAUUAUCUCUUGGAUUAUUCAAGCUGCACAUACAUUAAUCAUGACGUUAACUGGAAAACUAAGGCAAGUCAAAGAAUUAAUAACAUUCGAAAGGGAUCGCUAACCAUAAGCCUUGCAUCCAGUGAGCCGUUAAUUACUAGUGAUCUAACUGUCCAGAUAAAACAGACAAAGAGUAAGUUUGCUUUUGGAACUGCUAUAAAAGCAGCCUUGAUCACAGAUACUAGUAGUACAUAUAAAACUUACCAGGACUUCGUGUAUAACAACUUUGAAUGGGCUGUUACAGAAAAUGCAUUGAAAUGGAAACUCAUGGAAAAAACAAUGGGUAACGCUGAUUAUGCCAAAGGUGUUGAUGCUGUCAACGUUUUGAAGGCUCAUGGUAUGAAAGUCAGGGGACAUAACAUGUUUUGGGGUGUUGAUGGUCACUCUCCAGCCUGGUUGGACGGUUUGUCAUCUACUGAGAUACUGCAACAAAUGCACACGAGAGUUAAUGGGAUGAUAGCUCAUACAUAUGGACUGUUAGAACAUUGGGAUGUGAACAACGAAAAUUUACACGGAGAUUAUUUUGAACAAACAACUGGACAUUCAGACAUCACCAGGGAGAUGUUCAACUGGAUGUAUUCAUUAGAACCGAGUGUUAAGCUGUUUCUGAAUGAGUUUAAUGUUGUGAAUUCUCAUCUUUCUACAACGGCUUACAAAAUUCAAGGAAGAAAAUUCAAAGACAGUGGUGUUCCAGUAUACGGGAUGGGCGUUCAAAGUCAUUUUAAAACCAGCCAAAUAGAUAUGAAUGUUCUUAAGUAUAGAUUAGACAAAAUUUCACAGAGUGGACUUCCGAUAUGGAUUACAGAAUUAAGUAUUUUAGAAUCUAAUGAUGGUGAUAAAGCAUCAGCGCUAGACGAUGUAAUGACGUUGUAUUUUAGCCAUCCUGCAGUCGAAGGAGUCCUCCUUUGGGGAUUUUGGGAUGGUGCUAUAAAUAAACAACUGAACGCUUUAGCAACAGGAGACAAUGUAACGCCAAAUGCAGCUGGCAUCAAAUGGAUGGAACUAUUUCAUCAAAGAUUCAGGACUAAUGAGUUACAUUCUUUUGAUGGUUUAACUUCAAUUGAUACAAGAGUAUUUCUGGGUGAACAUGAGUUGUUGAUAAAACACAACGGCAACGUCAUACAUACAGAAACUAUAUACAUAGAUCAAGGUGGAAAAACUGCUACUGUACAUUUACAAGGAUCAGGUAGCAGCUUUCAUGUAUCACAUGUUGACUUUGAAUGAUAAACAAGGAGUAUUGGUCUACAAAUCAACAAACUGAUAUUAUAAAUUAACA